AUGGCUCCCGAAAAGUACAAGAAUCCUCCCCAGGCCCCGCCGACUUUCACGGGUACGAAGGAGUCCAUCGUGGCCGAUGCUAAGGCUCUGUGUGACAACACCCGGUCUCUGUUGGACAAGGUCGCCAGCGAGGUUUCCGCCGACAAGGAGAGCUUCUCUUCGGUCGUAUAUCCCAUGGCCGAAGAUGAAAACCAUAUUCAACUCAGUAGCCGCAUCCUUGGGUUUUACCAAUAUGUCUCGGGACAUGCCGAUCUGCGCAAUGCUUCCACCGAGGCGGAGAAGCUUAUGGACGAAUUCUCCAUCGAGUGCAAUAUGCGCGAGGACAUUUUCAAGCUCGUCGAGGCCGCAUUCCAGGCGCAGAAGAGCAGAGAGCCCGAUCUCGACCCCGAAAGCUUGCGGUUGUUGGAGAAAGAGCGCAAAGGCUACAUCAGGAACGGACUCGGACUGCCCCAGGGUCCCCAGCGAGAUCGCUUCAAGGAGAUCAAGAAACGAUUGAGUCAGAUUGGCAUCGAAUUUCAGAAAAAUUUGAACGAAGAGAAUGGCGGGCUAUGGUUUGCAAGAGAGGAACUGGAUGGCAUACCAAGCGACGUGGUUGACGGCCUAGAGAAAGGCACAGGGGAGAAUGAAGGCAAGCUUAAGCUUACCUUCAAGUAUCCCGAUAUUAUCCCCGCGCUCAAGUUCGCAAAGAACCCGGAGGCGAGGAAGAAGGUUUUCAUCGCAAAUGAAAAUAAGACCAACCAAAAUAUCCCUCUAUUCAGAGAGGCCAUCCUGCUACGGGAUGAAGCGGCUAGGCUUCUGGGCUACCCCAACCAUGCUGCAUUCCGUAUUGAAGAUAAGAUGGCGAAGGACCCAGCGGUGGUAAACGAUUUCUUGUCAGAUCUUCGAACGCGUCUCGCGCCCGGUGGCGUGAAAGAGAAGCAACGUCUGCUGGAAUUAAAGAACAAGGAUGAGGAGUCGAGGGGGCUGAAACCAGACGGGAGAUACUAUCUCUGGGAUCACCGCUUUUAUGACCGUAUGAUGGUGGAGCAGGAGUACAACAUCGACGAAAACAAGAUUGCCGAGUACUUCCCACUACAAAGUACGGUCCGGGGCAUGCUACACAUUUUCGAAGAACUAUUCGGCCUGGCGUUCGUAGAGCUGGAUGCUGGCGAGCGGCAGAGGAUAUCCCCAACUGGCAAGGCUGACGACAUUGCCUGGCACGAAGACGUGAUUCUCUUCUCGGUCUGGGAUGACGCCUCCGAGGGUGACGGUUUCGUCGGAUACCUUUAUCUCGACUUACAUCCUCGGAAAGGCAAGUAUGGCCACGCCGCCAACUUCAACCUGCAGCCCGGUUACCUCAAGAAGGAUGGCUCCCGGAGGUAUCCUGCCACUGCCCUCGUGUGCAACUUCUCCAAGCCUACAGAGACGAAGCCCUCUUUGCUCAGGCACGAGGAGGUCGUAACCCUGUUCCACGAACUUGGCCAUGGUAUCCACGACCUUUCUGGCCGGACCACCUACAGCCGAUUCCACGGGACGUCGACGGUCCGAGAUUUUGUCGAGGCCCCCAGCCAAAUGCUCGAGAACUGGUGUUGGACUCCGAGCCAGCUGAAGUCGCUGUCGAGCCACUACAAGACGGGCGAGAAGAUUCCCGAUGAUCUAAUCGAGAAACAGAUAUCAACCAAGCACGUGAACGAUGCCCUCUUCAACCUCCGACAGCUGCAUUUCGGUAUCUUCGACAUGACCGUGCACUCGCCUGCGACCCACGAGGAACUGGAAAAGCUAGAUGUGGGUAAAGUAUACAACGAACUGCGCACGGAGAUCGCCGGCCUGGACGGCCCCGAGGCUCUAGGUGAGCCAAGGUACGUGUUCUAUGACCCGCACUCAACCAAGCACUUAGGGAAUAGGUCUGAUGCAUUUGAGAAUAGCACGUGGGGCAAUGGCCAAGCGACGUUCGGCCAUCUCAUAGGUGGGUAUGACGCGGGUUACUAUGGUUAUUUAUCUUCGGAAGUCUACAGCACGGACAUGUUUUACUCCGUAUUCAAGAAAGACCCGAUGGACGGGAAAGAGGGCCGUCGAUACCGCCACACCGUACUAGAGCGUGGCGGUAGCCAGGACGAGAUGCUAUCCCUCGAGCAGUUCUUGGGAAGGAAGCCGAAUAGCGACGCUUUCUACGCGGAGCUGGGUCUUACUUCCGCUAAGGUCUCCGCUACCGCGUAA
Messenger RNA from Durotheca rogersii, 2196 nucleotides. Its product is annotated as Metalloprotease. The transcript is spliced from 2 exons. NCBI's taxonomy places the organism in Eukaryota, Fungi, Ascomycota, Sordariomycetes, Xylariales, Xylariaceae. Bases 1 to 2196 code for a protein of 731 amino acids. Gene Ontology annotation, cellular component: mitochondrial intermembrane space. Gene Ontology annotation, biological process: peptide metabolic process; proteolysis. Gene Ontology annotation, molecular function: metalloendopeptidase activity. The record is from RefSeq and is a predicted model, not a curated record.